Molecule: messenger RNA, 469 nt
Organism: Oenanthe melanoleuca
Lineage: Eukaryota; Metazoa; Chordata; Aves; Passeriformes; Muscicapidae
Product: feather beta keratin-like
Exons: 1
Coding region: 1-327 (108 amino acids)
Cellular component (GO): intermediate filament
Molecular function (GO): structural constituent of cytoskeleton
Source: RefSeq, a predicted model, not a curated record
AUGGCCUGCAACAGCCUCUGCCGGCCCUGCGGACCCACCCCGCUGGCCAACAGCUGCAACGAGCCCUGUGCCCUGCAAUGCCAGGACUCCCGCGUCAUCAUCAACCCUUCCCCUGUGCUGGUCACCCUGCCAGGACCCAUCAUGACCUCCUUCCCCCAGAGCACCGCCGUCGGAUCCACCUCCUCGGCUGCUGUGGGCACUGAACUCAAUGCCCAGGGACAGCCCAUCUCUGGGGGAUUUGGCUUUGGCCUUGGCUAUGGCCGUGGAUUUGGCUAUGGGCUGGGAGGUCUGGGCUGCUAUGGCAGAAGGGGUGGCUAUAACUGCUGAGGGACAUCCGCACCACUCUUUUACACCACCAGCUUGGGGCUCUGGCAACAAGUCCUGCAAGACAAUCUCCUAGGCUGAUGGUCCCUGUACUUGCAGCUUACACUGGAUUCCUUCCACUUUCUUCUGCUUUUUCAUUCUUUUC